Molecule: messenger RNA, 273 nt
Organism: Cricetulus griseus (Chinese hamster)
Lineage: Eukaryota; Metazoa; Chordata; Mammalia; Rodentia; Cricetidae
Source: RefSeq, a predicted model, not a curated record
AUGUUGGGAACAAUUGUGGGUGCUGCAAUAGGAGGAGCUAUGGCUGUGAUUGCUCCCCCAGUAGUACUGGGUGCCAUGGGCUUCACUGAAACAGGAAUUGCAGCAGGAUCCAUAGCAGCCAAGAUGAUGGCAGCAGCAGCAAUCGCCAGUGGGAAUGGAGUUGCAGCAGGAAGCCUGGUAGCCACACUGCAGUCAGUGGGGGCUGCUGGACUCUCUACAUCAUCCAACAUCAUCCUGGGCUCUGUUGGGGCAGCUGUUAUGGCCUUGCUUUGA